AUGAAAUCACUAAAUCCCCAACUCCGUAAAAAGGGCCUCCAAAUGGUCCUGGAGCCGACUGUCGACCCGGCACUUGGACCUGUGUACACCUUCGAAUCGAUAAAGCCUGGCAUGACGAACAGCGAUGUGGCGUACCGCCUGUACUACGCCGGUGAGGUGUCCAAGUGGAGUGCGUCGAGGAGGAAAGCCAUCGACAAGGCUGCGAAGAAGAUUAAGGCCCGGCAGGAGAAGGAAGAAAGGGAAAGGGAAAGGACGCGCGCCACGAGUGCGAGCGCCAGUUCGACUUCCGGCAGCAGUUCCUGCUCGAGCUCGAGUGGCAGCGGUGAGGAGUGA
This is a messenger RNA of Fonsecaea pedrosoi CBS 271.37, 333 nucleotides long. RefSeq lists its product as uncharacterized. NCBI's taxonomy places the organism in Eukaryota, Fungi, Ascomycota, Eurotiomycetes, Chaetothyriales, Herpotrichiellaceae. The transcript has a single exon. The coding region runs from base 1 to 333 and encodes 110 amino acids. The record is from RefSeq and is a predicted model, not a curated record.